AUGGAUCUCGCCAGCCUUAUCUCCCACCCGGGACCAGAUCCCCUCUCAAUGUCUAUGUCCAGAGCCUCUUAUAGCCCCCCUGCGCCUCGUGUGGCUUCCUAUAAGCGCUCGUCGAACUCAUACUUCGCUUCCGUGCCGAUAUCUUACUCCCGCGCCGCGCAACCACCGCUCUCCCCGCCGGUCGAGGAUUCGCCUCCUAAGUUCUCUCUACCUUCCAUCUCGACCCUGCUGGAAGGCGCAGAUGCUGCGUCCAUGCAUGCAGCUAAGCGUGCAAGAGUCACCCCUCCAGUGCAGCGCGAGCCUGAGUCCCGCCCGCCGUCGCAACCCUUCGACUCGAUGAAGGCCAAUGGCCCCCAGAUCGGCUUGCCGCCUACCCCUCCAUUGCGUCCGGGUUCCGGCUUCAACAGCGCCAGCCAUUCCCCCGCCUCAUCCAUCUCCGCCAUCAGUGAGGGCGGCGUUGUGAGUCGCGCAGAGCCAUACACUCAGGCGCCGGUGGUAUUCCCCAGCCAUUCGGAUCGAUCGUCCAUCUCCAGCCAGGGCUCCGUGGCUCCUGUAUCCGCCGCACCUUACGCAUCGCCCGCCCCCAGCGUCGCUUCUUACUCCUCUCCCAUCGAGCCUUCAGCCGCCUCCGCGGUCUACUAUCAGAGACCGGCAUCCUCUUCCUCCACCUACCAACCAUCCAGCAAUGUGUCUCCCACCGCUGCUGCUCUGCCCGCGCCUGCGCAUCAGCAGAUUAUCUCACCUGUUACACCUGCCUGGCAGCACCACCACUAUUUCCCCCCCUCCAGCACGACCCCCUACCAGCAAAACCACGACCGAUACAUCUGCAGAACGUGCCACAAGGCCUUCUCGCGACCCUCAAGUCUUCGCAUCCACUCGCACAGCCACACUGGAGAGAAGCCCUUCCGUUGUACCCACGCCGGCUGCGGCAAGGCCUUCAGCGUGCGGAGCAACAUGAAGCGCCACGAACGGGGCUGCCACACCGGCAGACCCGUUGCCACCGCUAUGGUAUAA
Messenger RNA from Aspergillus homomorphus CBS 101889, 1014 nucleotides. RefSeq names its product C2H2 finger domain protein. The record is from RefSeq and is a predicted model, not a curated record. Bases 1 to 1014 code for a protein of 337 amino acids. NCBI's taxonomy places the organism in Eukaryota, Fungi, Ascomycota, Eurotiomycetes, Eurotiales, Aspergillaceae. Gene Ontology annotation, cellular component: nucleus. The transcript has 2 exons.